AUACAGGAUAAAGAUGGAGAUGAUGAACCUGGUGCAAGAUCAGCAGUUUUAGUAAAGAGUUCGAGCUGCACGCUUGGAGAGGCCAAGUUUAGAAUUACAGGAACAGGAAUUAGUGAUCUAUAAUUUUAUAGAAAAUUCUACCUCGGACAAAAAUUCUUGAAUGUGAUUGUACUUUUUUAUGCGACUUACGCCUGAUUAUUCCAGAUAUAUUUUAUCUUAAAUGUAUAAUUUCAGAGAAGAAUGACGGAAAAUGUAUUGGACGGAUUCAAAAUUCUUCAGAUAAAGUUCAAAGAAGAAAGUGUGCAUGCGCAUCAACUAUUUUUUAAACCGCAUGCGGUGCGCGUUCUUGAACCAUCCAAACCAACAGAUAGAACAUUAUUUUGUGCAAAUAUUCCCCCCUGGCUGGAUACAGACUCUCUAAAACGAAUAUUUCAGUUGAAUGGUAGUAUAGAGGAGAUAUACCUGGAGUUUGAACCAUCAGCAGGUCCAGGAACUAAACCUUCACACAAGUUCUUUCCUCUACUUAGAGAUCCAUACAGAAUAGGAACCGGUUUCAAGUUUGCGUAUAUUGUAUUUGAGCGUCCUACGAGUGUACGGAACUGCAUGACUCGGAUGGACCUGAGUAAGGUGGUGGUGGCGAGCACCAAGGAGAAACCUAUUAUCACCGGGCUCAGAAAGUGGAUGCGGGAGUAUAAUAGUCAGAUAGUUGACCGGAAGCUGUUGCUUGAGGAUGUGAAGGACUAUAUGACGAGGUGGGACGCUGAGUCCGCGAGGAAGAAGGUUGAGGAGGAGAACAUGAUGGAGGAGGAUGACGAGGGUUGGACUACAGUCACUAAAUCUAGUAAAUUACAGGGUGGGAAAGCUAAGAAGGUUGAGGAAGGAAGUAACCUCAGAGGAAAGAAGAACCGAAAGAAGAAGAAGAAGACUGUGCUCAAGAACUUCUACGCUCACCAGAUGAAGGAUGAGAAAAUAAAUCAUAUUCAAGAACUUAGGAAAAAGUUCGAGGAGGAUAAACUAAAAAUUGCACGGAUGAAAGCGGAAAGAAAAUUCCGCCCUUUUUAAUCAAAUAUUUUUUCAGA
Molecule: messenger RNA, 1079 nt
Organism: Eurytemora carolleeae
Lineage: Eukaryota; Metazoa; Arthropoda; Copepoda; Calanoida; Temoridae
Product: ribosomal RNA-processing protein 7 homolog A-like
Exons: 6
Coding region: 241-1062 (273 amino acids)
Biological process (GO): ribosomal small subunit assembly; rRNA processing
Cellular component (GO): UTP-C complex; CURI complex
Molecular function (GO): nucleic acid binding
Source: RefSeq, a predicted model, not a curated record